Molecule: messenger RNA, 1775 nt
Organism: Tuber aestivum (summer truffle)
Lineage: Eukaryota; Fungi; Ascomycota; Pezizomycetes; Pezizales; Tuberaceae
Source: the annotation of a GenBank genome assembly
AUGGCUGGGAACGAGAGUGUUAUCAUCGGCGAAGAUGAGACUCCCAAGCCGGCUCCUAACAUCGCGGAACUGGGGGUUCGGACCUGCCCGCUUAGCUCCCCUCCUCCCACAAGUCUUGCGGAGAUCACCAAGGAGAUGUCAACCUAAGCUCUUAUACAACAGUUAUUCCACUAUGUUAGAUGACGAUGAUGAUGGCGACUAUUAUUGUGCCCUCCCAAUGCAUACUGGGAAUAAAAGAGCCAAUUGAGCCUGAAUUUCAGGGGCAACAGUUUCGGUAAAAAAUCUGUUAAACCUGGGGAAGCGAGACGGACCUGUGGAGUGCCAGAAGGAGAAACAAAGGCAACGGGGAAAAAAACAUCAACCCCCUCAAGCCGGUAUCGGCGCACCUGAGGGCCGGCAAAGCCAGGAGGGGGGAGUCGAUUCCGGUGGGCUGCAACCAAAGGCAGCUCAGGAUGUUGAACCCACAACAGCUGGGGACGGGACUGAUAUCAGCGACAAGGAUGAGACCCCCAAGCCAGCUACCUCCAUGGCACAGCCCAAAGUUCGGGCCCCUCCCCUGCUCCCUCCUAUCCCUGGACUCGUCCGCCGGUCACCCAGAAAACACCAGCCCCUAGUAAUGUUCGAAAAAGACUCCCCUUGAACUGCUAAUAACGGUGAUGGGGACAAUGAUGGUGGAGAUGAUAGCUUUGCUGCCCUUGCCUACUAGAGAGCUGAACUGGGCAUGCCCUCCCAGGGUGCCAGUAAAAAAAAGGCACCCAGUUGGCGGUUGGUGCAGGGCGGAACCCGCUAUACAAUCCUCCACCCCUUAUAUCCAAGACAGGGCCUACGGCAAAAACGGCGGGAGAGAAAGCAGCCACACGCUGGGCGUCUAGGAAAAAAGCCGGGGCCACUCGCGCCAUCAAUCACAAAGCGUUUGUUGACAAAAUUACAGCAGAGCUAGUGGCUGAGGAGAAACGUGCCGCCGAUGCUGGUGGGUACCGGGCACCUGCCAUCACCCAAACCCACAUCAAACGCCGGAUAAAGAGGGAGACGGAACGGGUGAAGCCAGAAGACGCCCAGGAGAAGCUAGAGAUGGCAGCCGCUAUGAGGGAACAAGUAGCUGAGAAUAAGAAGUUUGGGGCAGAGAAGCAACAGGCAGCAGCGGCUGAAAAGAUGGCUGCAAUUGGGGUGAAAGUGCGGGUGGUGGAAGCAAGGGCAGGAUCCCAAUGUACCGGCGCAGAACCCAGGUGAAAAGAUACCCAAGUCAAGACUAAGAGUGAAAAGGCCACUGCUCAAGACCGAAUAGAAAAAUUAAGCGCUGAACUUGAAGCAGCCGAAAUGGCAGUAGCUACCGGAGGUCAAGUGGACCUUAGUGCUAGUGAGGCACAGUAUUUGGGCGAAAGCCUGGACGGAGAGAUAACGCACAAUUGGAUGCCCGUUCUGCCGCCCACGAGUCAGGAGACGAUAUAGCUGCCGAGCUAGAGUUGGAAAUGUCGUGUCAAGAAGCUGGAGACGAUGCAAAGAAGGAGGCAACGAAACGCGAAGGAGAAGCUUCCGAGCACAACAGACCCGCUGCCAAGAAAGCAGAAGAGAAAGCUAACAUCCUUGCCCGAGCCACCCGAUACCGCAAGCCCGAGAGCACAAAAGACCCUCCGCCAAGGAAGCAGAAGAGAAAGCUGACAUCCUUGCCGGAGCCACCCGAUACCGCAAGCCCGAGCGUGAAAUCGCGGCCAGAGCCAGCGCGGCCGCAAAGGAAACUCGCAAGGAGGCGGCAAAGCGGAGGAGGCAUGACAUAG